Messenger RNA from Morone saxatilis (striped sea-bass), 884 nucleotides. It is a transcript of the gene slc2a15a, whose product is annotated as solute carrier family 2 member 15a. NCBI's taxonomy places the organism in Eukaryota, Metazoa, Chordata, Actinopteri, Moronidae. The transcript has 7 exons. Bases 1 to 816 code for a protein of 271 amino acids. Gene Ontology annotation, biological process: monosaccharide transmembrane transport. Gene Ontology annotation, molecular function: hexose transmembrane transporter activity. Gene Ontology annotation, cellular component: membrane. The record is from RefSeq and is a predicted model, not a curated record.
AUGGCUGAGGAGGUUUUAAUUCCAUCGUCGGGGAAAAUCACAUCGCAACUGACCGGCUCUUUGUUAGCGGUGGCAUUCCUUACCUCCUUUGGGAGCUCCAUGCUUUAUGGCUACAAUCUGGCUGUGGUCAACUCCCCUGCAGUGAUAUGGUUCUACACCAAUGACAUUUUUGAGAAUGCAGGCAUCCCAGCACCAGAGAUCCAGUAUACCACAGCAGGAACAGGGAUUAUAGAGAUCAUCGCUGGACUCAUUGGGUGUUUCACCAUAGAGAAGCUGGGCAGGAGGCCUCUCAUGAUUGGAGGUUUUGCCAUGAUGGGCAUCUGCAGUGCUGGAAUCACAUGUGCCCUAAUUUUACAGGCUCACUUAUUGUUCAUGCGCUACCUCAGUGUCUGCUGCGUGGUCGGCAUCAUCGCUGGCUUCUGUAUUGGUCCAGCGGGGGUACCCUUCCUGAUCACAGCAGAGCUGUUUAAACAGUCCCACCGCCCAGCAGCCUACAUCGUAGGAGGAUCACUCAACUGGCUGUCCAACUUCACUGUGGGCUUCGUCUUCCCCUUCUUACAGAUGUCAGCGGGCUCUUACUGCUACUUGGUGUUUGCCGCCAUUUGUCUUUCCGUGGCCGUCUAUGUCUACAUUGUGAUCCCAGAGACCAAAAACAAGACAUUCAUGGAGAUAAGCCGGAUGUUCUCUAAGAAGGAGGCAGUCCUAGAAACCCAGGGCCUGAUCCACGUGGACCAGCUGAAGCUGAAGAAGAUGAACGGCUAUGGUGGUGUCGAACAUACUUCGCUGGAGUUCGACAGCUCUUCUUCUGUACCUUAACUGAGCUUCAGGUUCUCACUGGGACUUCCUCUUCCGUUCAACUGUUUGUACACAUUAACCAAACACCA